AUGCCAUCAUAUCUUAUUACUGGCGCCAAUCGAGGAAUCGGAUUCGAAUUUGUUCGACAGCUCUCGAGCGACUCCAGCAACACUGUCAUCGGUAUUGUGCGAGACAAGGCUGCCGCUGAAGCCACGGUCGCCAAAGAACUCGAGGGCAGAAAGAACAUCCACAUUCUCGAGACCGAUGUGACUGAUUACAAUGGAUUGAAGAGAGCCGCCGAAGCGACCGCGAAGAUCACUGGUGGUGGUCUUGACUACGUGAUCUCAAAUGCAGCACUUAUACCAUUCUGGUCUGCUUUCGAACCACUCGGAGAACUAGGCAAAGAACCAGAACGCCUGGAAAAGGAACUCGCCGAAUGCUUCAACGUCAAUGUGAUUGCAACGGUGCACCUGAUCAACCUCUUCAUCCCUCUCGUGUUGAAAGGCGAAGCAAAGAAAGUCAUCACCAUCACGACAGGCUUCGCCGACGCGGAGCUGAAUGCCAAAUACAAUCUAUCUAUCGCUGGGCCCUAUUCAAUCAGCAAAGCAGCGGUGAACAUGGUAGUGGCGAAAUACAGCGCCGAGUAUGCCGAGCAAGGCGUCUUGUUCCUGGCUCUCGCACCUGGAAUGGUCGAUACUGGCAAUAUGGAUAAACUGACUCCCGAACAAGGGCAGAAAGCAAUGGGCAUGAUGGGAAAGUUCAAGGACUAUGCUCCUGAUUUCAGUGGGCCCAUCACCCCAGAGGAGUCGGUCAAGUUAAUGAGGGCAGUGUGGGAUAAGGCCAGCGUUGCGAAUGGUGACGGCGGCGCGUUCCUGUCACAAUUUGGAAACAAACAAUGGCUCUGA
Exophiala bonariae is the source of this 816-nucleotide messenger RNA. RefSeq lists its product as uncharacterized. The coding region runs from base 1 to 816 and encodes 271 amino acids. The transcript is spliced from 5 exons. NCBI's taxonomy places the organism in Eukaryota, Fungi, Ascomycota, Eurotiomycetes, Chaetothyriales, Herpotrichiellaceae. The record is from RefSeq and is a predicted model, not a curated record. Gene Ontology annotation, molecular function: oxidoreductase activity, acting on the CH-OH group of donors, NAD or NADP as acceptor.